AUGGCCGUAAAAGAAGUGAAUGCUGAAGGACAGCCUACUGUCAACAGCAACGGUGUUCCUCUAUUUAAGAGUAAAUUGACAAAGCAUGAAGAGGAAGUUGACAAUGAAGUUGUGUAUGAAUUUGGUGGACCUGCUGGUGCACUUGGUAUGAUGCUGGGCUUCCCUUGUCUCAUGUAUUAUUUCUGGAUCUGUUUGGAGUACCACCAAGGUCACCUCAUCACCCCCGCCUCCUACACCAAGGAUGGCAUCAUGCAAUUCCUCUCAGAAGAGAUCCUUGCAAAGAUCGCUGUUGGUGCUUACCCCACCUUCACUGCUGUCAAGAUUUAUAUGGGCUUUGUUGUGUACUCUUUCCUCUGUGCCUAUUUUAUGCCUGGCCCUGUCGUCAACGGUCUUCCCCUCCCUUCUUUGAAGGGUGGCAAGCUGCCUUAUCUCUGUAAUGCUUUGUCUUCAUGGUAUUUGACCCUUGCUCUCUCUGUCAUUCUCCAUGUCACUGGCAUCUUUCGCUUGACUUCCAUCAUUGAGAACUUUGGCGGCAUCAUGACCACUGCCAUCAUCUGGGGUUUCACCAUGUCAUUCCUCGUCUAUACCACCUCCAUGAUCAAGGGCACUCAACAUCGUAUGUCAGGUAAGCCCAUCUACGAUUUCUUUAUGGGUGCUCCUUUGAACCCUCGUAUUGGUCCUGUCGACUUGAAGAUGUGGGCUGAAUGCCGUGUACCAUGGCCUGUUCUUUUUUUCACCUCUGUUUCUUGUGCUUUGAAGCAAUAUGAGAUGCGCGGCUAUGUCAGUGGCCCUGUUGCCUUUAUGGUGCUCGCUCACUUUUUGUAUACCAAUGCCUGCCAAAAGGGUGAGGAAUGUAUUCCUACUUCAUUUGAUAUGUUUUAUGAAAAGGAUGGUUUCAUGCUCAUUUUCUGGAACAUGGCUGGCGUCCCUUUCACCUACGGCUAUUCUUCCAUCUACCUCAUGAAGUACGAAUUGACCACAGGAGAAACCAUCACCCACAGCUGGGCUUAUACCAUUGGUAUCUAUAUCAUGCUCCUUGCUGCUUAUUACGUUUUUGACACUGGUAACUCUCAAAAGAACCGUUUCCGUAUGGAACAGAAUGGCUCCUUCAUUGAUCGCAAGGCUUUCCCUCAACUUCCUUGGGGUAGAAUCAAGAACCCUACCUAUGUCAAGACUCAAAACGGUAACUUGUUGCUGACCUCUGGAUGGUGGGGCAUCGUCCGCAAGCCUCAUUACACUGCAGACAUGUUCCAAUCUCUCUCUUGGGGUUUGAUCUGUGGUUUCGGCUCCUUCUUGCCCUACUUCUAUUUCUGUUUCUUCUUCUUGGUCUUGACUCACCGUGUCUCCAGAGAUAUGGAGCGUUGUUCCAAGAAGUAUGGCAAGGAUUGGGAGGAAUACUGUAGACGUGUUCCCUACAUCUUUGUUCCUUAUGUAUUUUAA
Messenger RNA from Mucor velutinosus, 1440 nucleotides. RefSeq lists its product as uncharacterized. Gene Ontology annotation, molecular function: Delta24(24-1) sterol reductase activity. The transcript is spliced from 3 exons. Gene Ontology annotation, cellular component: endoplasmic reticulum membrane. Gene Ontology annotation, biological process: ergosterol biosynthetic process. Bases 1 to 1440 code for a protein of 479 amino acids. The record is from RefSeq and is a predicted model, not a curated record. NCBI's taxonomy places the organism in Eukaryota, Fungi, Mucoromycota, Mucoromycetes, Mucorales, Mucoraceae.